UCCUAUGUAUCACCCGAAAUUUCAAGAUCUCGAUCCGAUAUCCCCCAAUUACGGUAGACCUGCAGCAACUCCGAAACGGGAAGGGCAUUGUAACGCAACGGCUUGUUAUUAUAAACCUUGAUGGAUGGUGGUUGAUCGUUCAUCCAUGAGCACGGGCCUUGGAGUGCGAGAAAGGGCGCCAAAAAGGAAGCGAUGCUCACGCGGUGCUGCUUCUCAACUCCUCCUCCGGCCAUCUCCUUCGCCUCCUCCGUACAUGAGUGGCUGCCAUCUCGUCGCCGUCGUAUUCUUCUCCUCCCUCGACCUCUUUCUUCCGCGAAUAACCUCCUUUUCUCUCCCCAUCCAAGCGACAACGAUGGCGAGGGAUGGGCCGUGAGCCGCGUGGCCACCUCGAGAAGAGAGAGAACACCAGGGGAGGACGAAGAGGAGGAUGAGGAGGGAGAAGGGAAGGAGGGUUAUUCGGGGAGAGCGAAGGGGUCUGGGACGACGGCGAGGGGGAGGAGAUUGCUCAAGGUCAGGGAGGAGAAGCGGAAGCGGGAGUACGAUCGCCUUCACAAUUAUCCCACCUGGGCCAAGAUAUUAGAAAAUGCAUGCAAAGAUGAUGAGGAACUUCGUGCGGUCCUUGGGGAUAGCAUUGGGAACCCAGAUCUGAUGAGGAAAAGGGUUGAGGAAAGGGUCCAGAAGAAAGGUAGAGACUUUCGCAAGUCCAGAACAGGAUCAGUUCUUGCCUUCAAAGUCAGCUUUAGAGACUUUAAUCCACUAGAUUCCUACAUAUGGUUUGAACUUUAUGGUGCUCCAUCAGAUCGUGAUGUUGACCUUCUUGGUAGUGUCAUUCAAUCAUGGUAUGUCAUGGGACGCUUGGGUGCUUUUAACUCUUCAAAUCUGCAGUUGGCAAACUCAUCAAUGGAUUACAAUCCUUUGUAUGAUUUCGAUAAAGCUGCUAGAGUUAUGCCUUCAUCUUUCCAUGAUAUUGGCGAUGUUGAGUUUCAAGACAACUGGGGCAGGGUUUGGGUGGACCUUGGAACAUCGGAUUUUUUUGCUGUGGAUGUAUUGCUAAAUUGCUUCACUGUCCUGAGCUCAGAAUACUUGGGCAUUCAACAGGUGGUUUUUGGUGGAAGAUGCAUGGGUGACUGGGAAGAAGGCAUGACAAGCUCCGAGUAUGGAUACAAGCACUUCAAGAUCUGAGAUAACAUGUGAUUCUGGUUUCCAACAUGAGCCAAGUCAUCAAAGCUACGUACAGAUAUAGAAAGGACUACAGAAGCCUGAAAGAAGAGUGAUAUCAAACAAUGCUAUAUAGGAUUGGUGGGAGCUGUUUCCUACUGCUGCAUUUUCAAUGAGGUGCAAAGAGGGGCUGUUUCCUAGCACAUCCAUUUUCAGUUAUUAGCAAAGAGGAGCUAAUCCUCUAAUUGGCAGGCCAUUAUGAAGCUUCACUUUGCAAGAAGAAAACCAACCAUAUCCCAAAAUGAUGAACUGGGAUGGGCAAAUCAAGUGUUGUGCCAUUAGGGAGUAACACGAGUGCUACUACAUUGCUUGGUACAGCUAAGAAUCUGCAUUUGAUUAAGUACUAGAGUAUUUUGUUGUUUAGAGACGAAUUUAAGUGAAUUACUACUACUGGUAGCAUCUCAUAGAGUUGUUAAUUCGCCAUUCUCAUAAAGAAAUUAAACCAUCCAACAUCACUUGCUGUUGUAAUUUAAACGUCCAGACCUUUAGCAGAGAAACUAGUAAAUUCUUUUUAACA
Messenger RNA from Phoenix dactylifera (date palm), 1735 nucleotides. Its product is annotated as structural maintenance of chromosomes-like protein, putative (DUF3531). NCBI's taxonomy places the organism in Eukaryota, Viridiplantae, Streptophyta, Magnoliopsida, Arecales, Arecaceae. The record is from RefSeq and is a predicted model, not a curated record.